Messenger RNA from Fulvia fulva, 753 nucleotides. RefSeq lists its product as uncharacterized. The transcript has a single exon. NCBI's taxonomy places the organism in Eukaryota, Fungi, Ascomycota, Dothideomycetes, Mycosphaerellales, Mycosphaerellaceae. Bases 1 to 753 code for a protein of 250 amino acids. The record is from RefSeq and is a predicted model, not a curated record.
AUGUCUUCGCAGAAGGACUCGGCCGGAAACACGCCUCUAGCUAUGGUUCGCAAGGAGGAACACGACAGCAUCGACGAUGGCAGUGUCGUUGUCAGAAUCUCGAAGUAUGCGGAGUGGCAGAUUACCAACAAACUAGUCACCAACGACAAAGCUUGCGACAAGGAUAUCAAUGUCGCAACAAAGCAGGACCAGUCAAAGAAGUCAUGCCCCUUCCUCGAGAAGGCGCCACCAGAGGUGCUCCUCAAGAUCUACGACGGUAUCUUCGAGGAUAUCAAGAUCGAUGCAGACAGCGGCAGUCUCGAUGUUGCCGUUACUCGUCCAGCCAUACUCGAGGUCCACAAGCUCAUCCGCCGCGAAGCUAUGGGCCCAUACCUCAAUGGCAUCUUUAGCGCCAUGCUCGAUACCCGCAAGGAGUACGUAGCACUCAAACAUCACUCGAAGAAGGCCACAGAAGCUACGCGCGGUGUUCGAGACUCCCAACUCCACGGUCAGCUGAUGCUCAUCGCCAUGCCACUCGUCGUCAGAGCAGGUAGCCAGAUGGUAUGCAUCGGGCAGUACGCCAACUGGCUCAAGGCCAAGGUCACCAGCCUUGACUCCGCACACCUCGUCUCUGAGCCUCAUGAGAAAGUACAGGCCGCGUUCAAGAGAAUCGCAGAGGACGCGCGUAGUCCUUUCGGUCCUGCUCCACAGGUCGAGUUGAUGGAGCUGCUGUUACAGCUGGAGAAGCAGCAGCGCCAACGUUCUGCUGGUUAG